ACAACAUUUUGGGGGGAUUUUAUCUAACCCUAACACACUUCUCUUAACCUGCUACGUUACUUCAACUAACCUGCUAGUAGCAGGCUGCUACGCAAAGUAUAUUUUGACAUAAACUGUCUAAUUUCUAGACAAAACCCUCGCUGCUUACUGUGAACCUUGUUAUCCCGACCAUCUUGAACAUGCGCAGAAAAAGCUCAAAUCUGACGUUUGAGGAAGUUAGCUGCUAGCAACAAGCUAACUUCAAAACAACAUGUUGUGGAGCACACAGCAGGCAUUGAAAUGGUUCCAUCAAAUCUUGGGGAAGAAAUGUCUACUGAAGUAACGUUGCCACCUGAGUGGGAGGACGAUGAACGGAUGAAUUUCCUAUUCUCCGACUUCAAAGAAAACCGAGAUGUCAACACAAAAGAUUGGGACAGUAAAAUUGAUUUCUGGACAUCACUCAUUCUUAAAAUCUGCCGAAGUCGCGGAACCGUCUGUUUUAAUUUGCAAGAGUUGAACAAGAUUUUUCAGAGAAAAGGAUUUGUACCUUUGGGUUUGGGUACUGUCAUUCGGUGCAUGGCUAGGUGCGGCAAGAUACAAAGAGAGUCAGAGUUUGCAGCAAAUGUGGACUGUGGGUGGGUGUCUUGGGGUUUUGGCCUGUUGCUGGUGAAGCCUUUAAAAUGGACAUUUUCAACUCUUCUGGGUAGCAGUGGGGUUACUUUGGAGGAGUCGUUUGUUGUCAUUGAACUGGUAAAGGAAAAGGCAGCAGAAUUGCUUGGUGUCUACUGGAGUUCCCCAGUGGCCAACUGCUCUCUCCUGUCCUUCCAGGAGCUCCAGACACUGUCGUCCCAUAUCUGUAUUGAUGAGAGUACCCUGUGUAUGGCUCUGCUACAGCUGCAGAGGGAGAAGCAGGUCACAGUAUCACUGCAUGAAGGCGAGAAGAUUGUUAAGUUUUCUCAGCCGGGACAGGACCGUGUAUCUUCAGUCAGUGAUGUGGACCUAGGCAUCUAUCAGCUACAGCGCAGUGAGAGACUGCUUGAAGUGCGGGUGGAGGCAUUGGGUCUAGAGGCAGAGAAGUGCAAAGAAGAAGCUAGGGUGUUGCUACGCGAAGGGAAGAAAUCUCAGGCCCUGAGGUAUUUGAGAAGCCGAAAGAGAGUUGAGAGGAAAGCAGACGGCUUAAAUGCCCAGCUGGAGAAUGUGAAGGGAAUCUUGGACAGGAUAGCAAACUCAGAGACAGACAAACUGGUGAUACAGGCAUAUCAGGCUGGAGUGUCAGCCCUGCGACUCUCUCUGAAGGAUGGGACUGUAGAAGGAGCUGAGAGCCUUGUGGAUCAAAUCCAAGAGUUGUGUGACACUCAGGAUGAAAUGAACCAAACUCUGGCUGGUGGAGCGCUCAACUCAACGGAUGCCGACACAGACGAGCUGGAGGAUGAGCUGAGAUCUUUAUUGGAGAACUCUACUCUGGAUAGGCCUUCCACACUUCCUGAAGUACCGUCACACCCUCUUUCACCUGUCAGGGAAUCUGGUUCCCUUUGUGAUGAUCUGCUGUGUGGUUUGCCCUUAGUCCCUCAAAGCCUCUUCAAUAUCACAGAUGAGGAACUGGACAAAGAGCUGAGCCGUCUAACACUUGCAGAUACAUGUCUUCAACAAAAAGAUUGUACCGCGCCAGUGAAGAGGGCUGAGUCUGCACAGUGACAACACUAAUAAAAGAACUGCAAUAUUACCUGGACCCUCAGUGUUUGGGCACAGUGAUAAAAAAGUGUGAUCUGUCUUUUGUAACAUGCUUAUUGAUGUCUCUGAUCACUGUCAUACACUUUUAAAAUGUAUUUAUAAGUGACAUUUUUGAAGUUUAUUUAUCAUUUACUCUAAUAAAGAUAUCGGUAACAAUUAU
Molecule: messenger RNA, 1870 nt
Organism: Oncorhynchus kisutch (coho salmon)
Lineage: Eukaryota; Metazoa; Chordata; Actinopteri; Salmoniformes; Salmonidae
Product: charged multivesicular body protein 7
Exons: 11
Coding region: 280-1674 (464 amino acids)
Biological process (GO): late endosome to vacuole transport via multivesicular body sorting pathway; vesicle budding from membrane
Cellular component (GO): multivesicular body; ESCRT III complex; cytoplasmic side of plasma membrane
Source: RefSeq, a predicted model, not a curated record